Molecule: messenger RNA, 225 nt
Organism: Dibothriocephalus latus
Lineage: Eukaryota; Metazoa; Platyhelminthes; Cestoda; Diphyllobothriidea; Diphyllobothriidae
Source: the annotation of a GenBank genome assembly
AUGCGCUUGGCGCCCUCCUCACAUGAUAUUAGACCAGGCCAGUUUGUGAUUGCCCUUGGCAGUCCUCUCAUGUUGUCCAACACCGUGACUGUGGGUGUCAUCUCUGCGGUCGAACGGGAUCUCGGCCAUCGGGAGGGCCUCAAGUACCUUCAAACUGAUGCCAUUAUUACGUUUUAUCGUUUUUAUCUGUUGGACAUUUUUGAAAUAAGACUCCCCUCGUCGUAA